CUCAUGGUUACCCUUUAAAGAUUGCCGAUCAAUUGCACUAAACUCUACGAUGUAUUGAUCGUCCCCCCGCCGCUGCAUAGCUCAUUGAUCUUCGAAUAUACCAAGACCGGCUGGAUUUAAAUUCGGAACAGAUGCCUUUCAGGUUCUAGGAACUAUUACCCAGAAUCACCACUCCAUUAUACGAUAUGGCCAAAUCCGCAAGACGAGCCGGAAAGGCAAAGGCCUCAGUCACCCCCUCCAUAUCAUCAUCAGGCGCUUCAACUCCAAGCUCACAAUCGGGACCCCUUCCUCCGUUUACCAAAGCUCCCGCGUCUCUCCAGCCCUUCCUCGAACCGCUCUCCCCGAACGAAGUGUACCUCGUCCACAUCGACACCUCUCCCCAAGACCUCAAGAAGCAGACCUUCCUCGCACCCGCCGUACUCAAUGUUGUGAUCACUGCUCUUUUAGCUUUCCGGGCCUACAUGGUCCGCAACUUCUACCCGGCACUAUUGGCCCCGUUGAUCGGGCUCACCAGCACUGUGGCAGUAGACACGUCAACUAUGUCAUGGGGAGAAAUGGCAAACGUAGCCCUGCGCCGAACGGGCAAUAUCGUGAUCGACUACUUUCUAGUGACGGUCUUUCUAUCUUGGCCAAUUGGUUUCGUCAAGGGCCCUGUCAAGUGGCGCUCCAAGAUCGGCUUCCGUGACCAGGAGAUCAUCGUCCGCCGCAGCCAGCCCACUUUGAGCCGAGGAUUGGACCGCAGCCGCUGGAUCAAGGACAAUGAAGACAUGAGGGACAAGAUCGUGGCCGCGGUAACACCGGACCGGGUCAAGAAGACGGGAUACUUGCUCGUGGAUGCAGACUGGAACCUUGACUACGAUGCCAUGAUCAAGGCACACGAGCUGGUAGACAACGCGAAGAAAGAGGAUGGGCUACCGUUGGAUGAGUUCCGGACUGCUGUAAUCGUCAACACAGACGCUGAUGGCUGGUUGAUCUGGCACGUGGAAGAUGAGGACACACCUGAAGGAAGAGAGCGAUCGAGCCAGCGAGACCAGAUCUUGGCAUUUAAAGAUAAACUGACGGCCAUGGGUAAAGAGGAUCUCUUCUUCCGUUGGGUUGAGUUAAUUCAAUAUGAAAGCACACAGCCCGGAGGGUUUACUCCCGAGAGGCAGCAGUCAGCGAUGGUGCAGGCAAAGAAACUCUUUGAAGAUGAAAACGUUGAUUUUGCUCGCUUUUGGGAGGAAGUUGGUGGGCUGCAGGGAUUUACUGACCAGCUUGAUUGACCUCAUGCCUGUCUCGCUGUCAGUCUUUCUUUACUACUUUUCUUGUAGCUUUCUACGGUUUAAUUCGCAUUAUCAAUGCUAUUGGCGUUACAUGUUACCGAGGAUUGCUUAGCAUUCGGGGGAAAGCUUUCAUUUUAUGAACAUAUCAGCGUCUAGUUCAAUAACCAUUUUUUGUAUUUUCCC
This is a messenger RNA of Aspergillus caelatus, 1445 nucleotides long. RefSeq lists its product as uncharacterized. The coding region runs from base 186 to 1262 and encodes 358 amino acids. NCBI's taxonomy places the organism in Eukaryota, Fungi, Ascomycota, Eurotiomycetes, Eurotiales, Aspergillaceae. The transcript is spliced from 2 exons. The record is from RefSeq and is a predicted model, not a curated record.